GGGUCCCAGGGGUGUUGACACGUCCAGCACCUUGCCUUGCUGAGCUUCCCAGCAGCAUCCUCCUCCAUGCUGCUCUGUCCUUGGGCCGAGUCUCAUCCAGAGAGUCCUGGGGUGGGGAAGUAGACAGAACGUCUUCAUAAUUUCCACCCGGAAAAACAGAGUUGAAAAUAUUCUGGCAAGGCACAAUCUGUCAAACUGAACCUGUUAACUAUCACUUUAUCUAAUGAUGUCUUUCCUUCUCACCUGUGUGCUUUCCUGUCUGUUGUCAUUCAGUGGGAGAUGGUGCAGUCCCCAAAGGAAGAUCCAUGAAAUAACCUGGGAACAAGUGUGGUGGUGGGUAAGGACCAACGGGGGUAGGGGCAGGUGUGCAUGGUGUCCACCCAGCUCCCUGGGCCCCGUGGUCUGUCCACAGAAGAAUGUCUCCAUCAGCCAGGGUCUGGGCUGAGUGCUGCCGGGCAGGGUGACGGUACCAGGCUUGCUUCAUAGGCUUGAGGAUGAAAGAUCAGAGAAACUCCUAGGGAACACUGAGAGUCCAGCCAAGAUUGUAAAGUAGAGUUAGGUUAUAUAGGGUUUAAAAUUCUGAGUGCAGUCCACUUAGCGCCCCGAAGUGCUCAUCUACAGAGGCCUUGCCUUUGGAAGUAAGGAAAUUACUUUUCCAUCCUGGUAUUGACAUCUCUGAUGAGCUAGAACAUUCUGUCAGUUAAAUGAUCUUAUCCUUCCCUGUUGACAUCUGCACUGUUCAAAAGAUUACUCAGUUAAAAACUCUUUAUGUCUAAAAGUGGGAGAAUUGUCACUUUAUUUAAUUGAACCCACUAAACAAUCUGUACUUCAGAUGAAUUUGUGUGGGUUUUUUUCCAGUUUUCACUUAACUACAAAACCAUUGGCCUUUUAACCAACUUUAUUUGAUAUACAUGCAUGAUUUAUUUUUAUUGCAGUUCUUUGGAUUUUUAGGUAUCUUGUAUAUAAUCUUUUAAAUAAAGACGUUUGAAGCAAAUGGGCUUUGAAGCAUGAUCGGUCUUAAAACUGAUGGGUAUGCUUUAAGAGGUUAUGGCAUGUGUUACCAUAUUUAUUUCCAUUUUCAUGUUUAAAGUUAAUUUCAAAGCAUAUAAUAUGAAAUCAAAUAUCUGGUUACAGAGGAAUGGAAAUCUUUAAUUUCAUGUGUUUUUUUGAACUGCAUGAAUACUGAUAGUAAAGCCAAAAAUGAUAACAAAUAAUGUAAUAAUAUGUCAGUUAUCUCAGAAAAAGUGCUUUUUUUUGGGGGGGGGGGAGUGAGAAUCUAGACAAAUCAGUUUCAAAGUAUUUGUGUGGUAUCUCAAAAAUAUACAAUAAUUUCUAAAGGUUGUAAGUAGAUCGUACAUACUUCUUAGCACUUUAUAUUUACAAAAUUCCUUAGAACUUCAAGAACUUGAGCUAAAUGUUGACCUAUUUAGUCUUUGUAUUUUGAAGAAAUUUAGAAGACAUUCAUGGCUUUAUGGUGAUGCUGUGGAUUAUGGGUGCUGGCUUCGUCCUGUCCUCACCGGUCUCUCAUGCUGGCGGGCGGUUCUGGUACGGUUGGAAGGAUGUAGCCACCCCGUUGUCAUGAAAGGCCUGUGUGCUGAGUGCGGCCAGGACCUAACCCAGCUGCAGAGUAAGAACGGGCAGCAGCAGGUCCCUCUGUCCACAGCCACUGUGUCCAUGGUGCACAGCGUCCCGGAGCUGAUGGUGAGCUCUGAGCAAGCUGAGCAGCUGGGAAGGGAAGACCAGCAGCGUCUACAUCGAAACAGAAAGCUGGUGCUCAUGGUGGACUUGGACCAGACGCUGAUCCACACGACCGAGCAGCACUGCCAGCAGAUGUCGAACAAAGGCAUCUUCCACUUCCAGCUGGGCCGGGGCGAGCCAAUGCUGCACACCCGCGUGCGUCCCCACUGCAGGGAGUUCCUGGAGAAGAUUGCCAGGCUGUACGAGCUUCAUGUCUUCACCUUUGGGAGCCGGCUGUAUGCCCACACCAUUGCAGGCUUUUUGGACCCUGAGAAGAAGCUUUUUUCUCAUCGAAUAUUAUCAAGGGACGAAUGUAUUGACCCGUUUUCUAAAACAGGGAACCUCAGAAAUCUCUUUCCCUGUGGAGACUCAAUGGUCUGCAUCAUUGAUGAUCGAGAAGAUGUCUGGAAGUUUGCCCCCAAUCUGAUCACCGUGAAGAAAUACGUCUACUUCCAGGGCAUAGGAGACAUCAACGCUCCCUCUGGGUCUCGGGAGUCCCAGGCAAGAAGGAAAGUAAAUCAGUCUUCAAGAGGUGCUGAUGGCCCAGAACAAGCUCCGUCCAUCAGGGAGAUCGAGGAAGGACGGCAGGUUUCUGGGGUUGAGCAAAGUAAUGGCCUUGGGAAGCCCAUGAGGGAGCUCAAUGGGGGCGCCUCUCCACGAGGGGACUGGCCCCUGCCUGGGCAGGAGGAGGAGAGAGGAGCCCGGCCCACUACCCGUGGCCCCUUGGCUGAUGGCAAGGGGCCCCCCGCCUGUGCUCAGCAGCAUGGUCGGACAUUGCCGGAAAAGCGACCUGCUCAGGGCACGGCCAGUGGUGACCUGGACUUUGACCUCUCCAGCGACAGCGAAUCAGACGCCCAGUCAUCUGAUGGUGAAAGCGGGGAGGGGAAAAGCCUAGAAAGGCCUCAAGGAGCACGAGAUGCAGGAAAGGCGGCACAGCGGGGCGGCCCCUCUGGCCCAGGAGGGGAGAGGCCCACAGGAGUGAGUCCAUGUGCAGAGUCAGCCCCAGACGUGCAGGAGGAGGGCGAGCGGGACGGCCUGUGCGGGCUGGCCAGUGGCUCCAUGGACAGGAAGGAAGCCGAGACGGAGUCGCAGAACAGCGAGCAGUCGGGCAUCACGGCGGGCGAGUCUCUGGACCAGAGCGUGGAGGAAGAGGAAGAUGACGAGGACGACGGGGACGAGGACGACCACUUGGUCUACCUGGAGGAGAUCCUUGCCCGAGUGCAUUCCGACUACUAUGCCAAAUAUGACCGGUACCUCCGUGGGGACAGCCAGGAAGCCCCCGACAUAAGGAAGAUCGUCCCAGAGCUCAAGAGCAGAGUGCUGGCAGACGUUGCCAUAAUAUUUAGUGGGCUACACCCAACAAAUUUUCCGAUCGAGAAGACACGGGAGCAUUACCAUGCCACGGCCCUUGGAGCCAAGAUCCUCACUCAGCUAGUGCUGGACCCCGACAACCCCGACAGGGCCACCCACCUGAUCGCGGCACGUGCAGGCACAGAGAAGGUGCGCCAGGCCCAGGAGUGUGGGCAGCUGCAUGUGGUCAACCCCGACUGGCUAUGGAGCUGCCUGGAGCGCUGGGACAGGGUGGAGGAGCAGCUCUUCCCUCUCAGGGACGACUAUGGCCGAGCACAGAGAGAAGACGGCCCAGCAGCCUUUCCUGACAGGCAGGGUGCACUUCCCACUGCCUUGUUCCACCCGACACCCGUCCACCCCAGGACCCAACCAGGGCCGGAAGUUCGCAUCUAUGACGCCAACACGGGCAAGCUCAUCCGGAAAGGUGCUGUGGGCCCUGGGCCCCCUGGCUCCCUGGCGGUGCACACGGAGCACUCCUCCUUCAGAGUGGUUCAGCCGCCGCGGCAGAUGCUUGCGCAAGAGCUGCCAGAUAGCCGACCCGGAGAGCAGCCCGGCCCCAGUGGACGGAAGCGACAGCCCAGCAUGUCAGAGACAAUGCCGCUGUACACGCUGUGUAAGGAGGACUUAGAGAGUAUGGACAAAGAGGUGGAUGACAUCCUAGGAGAGGGCAGUGACGACAGCGACAAUGAGAAGAGGAGGCCAGAGGAGGAGCGGAAGGAGCGGCCCCCACCCCGGGAGCCCCAGGCCACACCCGAGGCCACACCAAGCAGCGAGAGGACCAGGGCCGGCAGCCGGGGGCCCAGAGGCCACAAGCGGAAGCUGCCUGAGGAGGACGCCGGCAGCGCAUCCAGCGGGGAGUCCAGCGGGGAGGACGAGGAGGGCAGCAGCUCAGAGGCAGACGAGAUGGCCGCAGCGCUUGAGGCAGAGCUCAACGACCUCAUGUGACCUGUGGGGCAGGGCGCAGGGCAGACACCGCUCUAUCCCUGGGGGGCUCCUGGCCGCAUGGGCCCUCGCCUGAGGUUUCCUUUUCUCCGGGAAGACAUGUAUAUUUGCAGAGCUCCACAUACAGAAAAAAUAAUUUUGCAGAAAUAGGUGUUUUUAGAGGUUUUACUACAGAAGGUCUACUUUUCUAAGGGACAGUGUCCUCGGAGGUGGUGUGCCAAAGAUGUCACAGUGGCCCACACAGCCUGGUAUGCAGUGGGCAGGCAGUACAUGGGGCGGCAGCCAGAGCUGCCCCUGUGGGCCAGGCAGCGGGCGGGUGCGCGGGGCCCUCCUCCUCCAGGACACAGAUGUAAAGUUUUGUAUAUCUAUUUCGCAAUUGACCCACCAAGCGGAUUUCUCUUUCGUUUAAUAAAACUCCUUUUUGUAA
Nyctereutes procyonoides (raccoon dog) is the source of this 4456-nucleotide messenger RNA. RefSeq names its product CTD phosphatase subunit 1 (gene CTDP1). Gene Ontology annotation, molecular function: RNA polymerase II CTD heptapeptide repeat phosphatase activity. Lineage: Eukaryota; Metazoa; Chordata; Mammalia; Carnivora; Canidae. The record is from RefSeq and is a predicted model, not a curated record. Gene Ontology annotation, cellular component: nucleus. The transcript has 13 exons. The coding region runs from base 1579 to 4032 and encodes 817 amino acids.